GGACCACGGCCGGACUCUGCUCCUCUCUCCACACGCGAGCCGCUGCAGGACCAGGACCAGGACCAGGACCAGGACCAGGACCAGGAUCAGGACCAGGAUCGGGAACAUUUGGAUUUGGAAAAGUGGCAGUGAAAUGGAGCUUUGGCUGGAGCUGCUGAUCGGAGUCUGUCUGUCCACACUGGUGCUCUGCUCUUUCCCAGAUCAGGAACGUCCACAGGCCGAGAACGUGCACUGGGUUUCUCUGGACUUUAAAACCAUCCUCAGGUGGUCAGCCCCGCCCUCCAACUACACCUACACCGUCCAGUAUGCAGAAGAAGACGGAGACUGGAUCGCGGCUCCACACUGUAUCCAGAUCUCACACGAAGAAUGUGACCUGACCCACGAACUGCAAUAUAAAAACAGGAAGUUCCAGGCCGAUGUUCAGACUGACGAUCUUUACGACGACUACGAGGACCUUCCACACACCUACUCCACCUUCUUCAACCCCUACACACAGAGUGAGCUGAGCGCAGUUUCGUUCUCCAUCCUGAAGGUGGGCGAGCACUCGGUCACGUUGAACAUCACGGACCCUCUGACCUCGUUCCAUGUUGGGGGGAAGCAGCUCUCCAUCCGAGACAUCCUCCAGAAAGAUCUCAAGUACAAAGUGUCCUACUCCAAGUCCGAUAAAUCGAUGGAGAGGAAGGUGGAUCUGGACUCAAACGUGGCUCAGAUCUCCGGUCUGGACCCGGGUCAGAGUUACUGCUUCAUGGUCGCCGCGUACGUCCAGAACCGACACAUGUCCGUGAGUAAAGGAGCGUGGAGCGGAAUCACCUGCACCUCCGGCUCCGGAAUCCUGGACGAGCUGGACAUGCGCUCCGUCUUUCAGGCCGUCUUCAUCCCUCUGGUUCUCCUCAUCGUCCUGGUGACGGUUCUGGCCAUUUACUGCCGAUUCUGUCGACGCAAAAACAAAACCCCAGACUCACGAACCCGAGACCCGCCCAGACCUUUUACUGCGCAGUACUGUAACUCUGGGGUACUUUUACUGUGAAGUAUUUUCACUGUGGAGUACUUUCACUGUGAAGGAUUUUUACUGUGGAGUACUUUCACUGUGAAGUACUUUCA
Messenger RNA from Boleophthalmus pectinirostris (great blue-spotted mudskipper), 1101 nucleotides. RefSeq names its product tissue factor-like. The transcript is spliced from 7 exons. Gene Ontology annotation, molecular function: protein binding. The record is from RefSeq and is a predicted model, not a curated record. Gene Ontology annotation, cellular component: membrane. Bases 134 to 1027 code for a protein of 297 amino acids. NCBI's taxonomy places the organism in Eukaryota, Metazoa, Chordata, Actinopteri, Gobiiformes, Gobiidae. Gene Ontology annotation, biological process: blood coagulation.